CGGGGCUGUUGCCAGGAGACGUCGCGCGCGGCGUAUGGCGGCCCGCUACGGCGCGGGGCAGUACGAGGACGCCUUCAGCCCCCACCGCCUGCAGAACUGGAGCGUGCCCCGGACCGGCCGGCAGUGCCCCUUGCUGCGGGAGGGCUCCACGCUGAUCAUCGCGGAUGACCGGGGGCACCUGCUCCCCACCGUGCCCCGCUCCCAGGCCUCCCCAUGGGGCACAUUUGUGGGGACCUGGGACAUGCCGCCGAGGAUUCCCCCGGCCAGGCUGGACCUCACCUCCCGCUCGGCCACUGCUGCCGCGCAGCUCAUGGACAGGAUCCGCCAACCCACUUCCCUGACCCACGCCUGCAAUGGCCUCCGGACAGAGAUCACCGGGAAGCCCCAGGAGCCUUGGUUGGACACACAAACAGCCAAGGAACCUUCCCGAAGGAGCAGUCAGGCAUCCAGCGAGGGUAUCCAGCCUGCUGGGCCCCCGCCCGGGGCACCACUAGAGGAGCCACCUGGCCCGGGAGCAGGAGCCGCAGCAUUGCUCUCCCACAAGCCCAGCUGCACAGAGGUCCGGCUGAAGGCAGACACGUCCCCAGAACGCCCGGCUGCGCGCCAGCCUUGCUCCCGGCAGGCCAAGCAUGAGGGACAGACCCCACACUCCCACCAGCCUGCUGUGCCAGACCUCCGACGCGGGGAUGCCGGCUCGCCCAAAAUCCCAGCCUUGAUCCACCCUGCUCUGAGGGAGGCCAGCCCUCGGCAAGCCACCCCACCGCAGGUCUGCGCUCCCAGCCAGGGGGUCUCUGCAGAAGCCGAGCCCCGGGGGGGCAGAUCCCCCAGGCUCAGGGCAUCACCUUGUGCGGGAUGGGGAGAGGCCAGUCCUGGAGGAAGCACUGCAGAUGCAAGAGCCAGGCAGCCAUCUCGCACUGUGCUGUGAUCUGGCUUUGCUCCCCUCCCUUCCCCUCCCCAGCUGCUCCCAGCCUCUCCUGCAAACCAUCCACCCCUUUGGACGUGCAUACCAACAGAAAACACCUUCCUACCCCCAAGAGUGAGGAAGGGGAAUGCGCCAAAGAAGCCUGAGCGAGGCUGACACUGGGAGACCACAUGGCCUGCACUUGUGCUUUCGUGGCAAUUGGAAAAAUAGAGGUUUAAAGAAAAAAUAAA
Messenger RNA from Aquila chrysaetos chrysaetos, 1152 nucleotides. RefSeq names its product cilia and flagella associated protein 126 (gene CFAP126). Gene Ontology annotation, cellular component: ciliary basal body. Gene Ontology annotation, biological process: cilium organization. NCBI's taxonomy places the organism in Eukaryota, Metazoa, Chordata, Aves, Accipitriformes, Accipitridae. The transcript is spliced from 5 exons. The coding region runs from base 35 to 925 and encodes 296 amino acids. The record is from RefSeq and is a predicted model, not a curated record.